AUGAAAAUCCUCGAGGCGCAAAACGCCCUCCUCUCCAAUUAUGAGGUCUACCAGCACAUCGUCGACCAGAGGAAGCGGAACAAGGAGCAGAACCGGCGCGUUCCCGGGAAUGCGCACCACAUCAUGACCGAGGUGCUUACCUACCUCCGCCAGAAGCCCAGCCCGCUGGAGAGGCAGGAAGAAACGCAGGCGUACAGCCCGGACGCGAUUCCGCGCCUUUUCGAGAAGCUGCGCGAGGCCAACCUGCCGAGCGAGCUGACCAAGGGCGAGCUGCUCUCGAUCCUCAACCUGCGCCCGCCCUCCACCGCGGUGCUGAGCACGGCGAUCGAGGACAUGGAGGAGCGGUUUACCGACGACGAGCAGAACAAGAUUGUCGACAUCAUCGCCGAGGUGCUGGGCCGCGACGAGGCCGAGGAGGGAGCCGAGGGAGGCGAAGGAGGCGAAGGAGACGCGAUGGACGCUGACGCCGCGCUGCCCGUCGAAAACGGCCACUGA
Thermothielavioides terrestris NRRL 8126 is the source of this 495-nucleotide messenger RNA. RefSeq lists its product as uncharacterized. Gene Ontology annotation, cellular component: RNA polymerase III complex. Lineage: Eukaryota; Fungi; Ascomycota; Sordariomycetes; Sordariales; Chaetomiaceae. The record is from RefSeq and is a predicted model, not a curated record. The transcript is spliced from 2 exons. Bases 1 to 495 code for a protein of 164 amino acids. Gene Ontology annotation, biological process: transcription initiation at RNA polymerase III promoter. Gene Ontology annotation, molecular function: nucleotide binding.